CACGACGGUACUCUGGCACUCUACACAUCUUUUUCGAAUAUUUCGAUCUUGUAUCCUUAAUAUUGUUUGCUCGUCUUAACCGUACGCCGUUUAUUGAUCGUGCUAUCGCACGUCGUCCUUUAAAACUCUGACCAUAGGUCAUACCUACUGCCGAUUUUAUUCGUGCUAUUGCACGUCGUCCUUUAAAACUCUGACCAUAGGUCAUACCUACUGCCGAUUUUAUUCGUGCUGUCGCACGUCGUCCUUUAAAACUCUGACCAUAGGUCAUACCUACUGCCGAUCUUAUUCGUGCUGUCGCACGUCGUCCUAUAAAACGUUGACCAUAGGUCAUACCCCCGAAUGUAUUCGUGCUGCCGCUCGUUUUUGUUAUAGUGUAUUGUGUAUUACUGUAUUAGUGUGUGUCUCCGCUCGACCUUAAACUUGUUAUUUUUUGUUACUUUGAUCAUCGACUCCAAAACACAACCCAUAGUGCAGAAAUAUGAUGAACAUCGAGGAAGAAAUCGGUCUCCCCGCUCAUUUGUUAGACCAUAAUUAUUUCCGUCCAGUUGUUUACGAGAAUAACCCGAUUGAAGAACUCACGGAUGAAGAUGAAGAAGAACGAGUACUCGAGGAUGAAGAAGUACUAGAAGAUGAAGAAGAAGAUCUUGUAGAAAACGUUGUACCAGUAACCUACAGACUGAUUCCAGGGAUUCAUCAUGGUUCAAGAGUUUAUGUGGAUAAUUUAGGUUUUAAGUACUAUAAGCGCGAAGCCACAGCCAACCGCAUAUACUUGGUAUGUGAGCGGCAAAAAAGUGGGCUUUAUGAGUAUUGUCCUUGUACAGCAUCAGUGAGUACAGAAGUUAUUGACAAUAGAAUAAGAGUUCGGAAUCGACACAACCAUAGACCUGCAGAUAUAAAUUUACAUGUACCUUUCUUAAGAGAAGCAAUUGGUGCAAGGGGCAUUGAUCCUGAAAACAUGUCUGUUUCAGUUAGGACUGUUUACAACAAUGCAAUCGUUCAGUAUCCAGAAGCUGCUAACAAUUACACAUUUAUGCAAGGACAGAGAAGAUGGAAGAGGAUGCGUAGGUCUCGUCAACCAAAUGGCGGUCGCAUACCCGAGAACAUCCAUGAGCUCGCUGAAGCAUUGACCCGACCAGAGAAUGCUGCGUACAGUCACACGCUUCAAACACCACCGUCAACAUUCUUCCAACAAGAACUAGUGAUCAACGGAACAAGCGAAGGAGUUAUUUUUGCAAACUUGGAUGCAAUAAGAAGAUUUAGAGAUGAGUUGGCCACAGUAACAACUGUUGGCAUUGAUGGAACAUUCAAGACUGUUCCAGCUGCUCCAGCAGACUUGAAAAGUUUCCUGACUUUUCAAGUGGUAUUUAAGAGUGUGUCGUUUCCAAUGGUGUAUGUUCUUCUAAGAAGUCGGACAGAAGAAACAUACAUCGCAUUAUUUAACAUUGUACGGCAAAUUUUACCUCUUAACUAUAAUUUAAUUCGGUUUGUUACAGAUUUUGAAAGAGGACUCAUGAAUGCAGUUCAACAAGCAUUUCCAGAAAGCAGAUUGGGAUGUUGCUGGUUUCAUUACACCCAAACGAUUGUACGAUAUUGUCAUCGUAAAUCGAAUGGUGUUUUGGAUCUAGUCAAGAGAAGUCCUGAAGCAGCUCGUGUUUUCAGAAUGGUUCUUGCACUGCCUCAUCUGCCUGCUGUUAGGGGUCAUCCUCUAUGUCCUAGGUUUUGUAUGUAUGAUGGUUUCAGGGCCAUCAUGCAGUAUGUUCAACAAUUUCCUGAAGUCGAACAGGGAAUGAGAAAUUUUUUAAUUGGAUAUAUUGAACAUUAUUGGUUUUUUCAGGUUGGUCCAGAGUUUUUCAGUGUUUUUGGAGAAGACUAUCGUACGAACAAUUACUUGGAAUCAUUUCAUUCGACAUUACUGGUGCAAAUGGGACGUCAUCCUAAUGUUUGGGAUUUUCUCCGGAAAUUAACUUACAUUGAAAAUCAGUUUUCAGUUGAGUUUAAUCAAGUACGGAAUAAUCUCAGGGUUAGAGAUGGUAUAUCAAGAUCACAACGAGUUUUAGCAACUCAUCUAAUUGCACAAAAUGUCCAGCUCCUUAAUGAAGAACAGGACCUCUUGAUGUUUUUGCGAAGCACCGGUCACCAAAAUGAUGGAUAUGUCCAAAGGGAAAUUGGACCAUAUGCGCAGCCAUGAAGAACGGCUUCUACUUUUAUUUUAUCAAUCUUAAUGUAAUAUAUAUAUAUAUAUAGGUUAUAAUUAUUAUUUUUUUAUUUAAAUUGUUUAUACUUAGUCAUAUUUUUAAUUGUUAUAUAAUGAUCUAGGUAUUAUAAUUUCCUUAUAAAGUUAC
Metopolophium dirhodum (rose-grain aphid) is the source of this 2342-nucleotide messenger RNA. RefSeq lists its product as uncharacterized. The record is from RefSeq and is a predicted model, not a curated record. The coding region runs from base 479 to 2188 and encodes 569 amino acids. NCBI's taxonomy places the organism in Eukaryota, Metazoa, Arthropoda, Insecta, Hemiptera, Aphididae. The transcript has 4 exons.